GAACGGUGGAAAUUAUUAUUUUUGGAUUUAGUCUUAAAGUACAAUUAUGUACAACAGACUGACUCCAGUGUGAUUACAUUUAAGUGUACAGUUAAUGUGACUACCCGAUAAAACCAGCAAUUCGUUUGUCGUUCAGUACGCCUGCGCACACCGAGCAGCAUAUCAAGCCGCCCUUCCUCCCCGCCAACUAGCACCGCAGGGUCGGGCGGACAUCGACUCAUAACAACCCCGAGUGGAUUUACGUGUCAAAUUAAAUAUUUUUCAAGUCAAAAUGGAGAGCCCACAACGUGUUGUAACCGAUACCCCCCUCCUGCUGCCAUCUCUACGCCUCUUCAUACCUCCAUUGCGCCUGGUGUCUGCGGCAAUGUGGCAGGUCGUCCAGCAGGGAGACGUGCAGGACUAUGGGAUGGUGGAGGAGUUCAUCAGCACAGUUACUGAAAUUGUGCCUGAGCUUUUAAAUGCAGACCACAAAGCUCAACUCCUGUUAGGUCUUAGAGCACGAGUGGUCCUUGAAUUGUGUCGAGCUGACCAGAUAACAGACAUGGAAACUAUUGAGAUGCACCUGGAGCGGAUCAAACAUCUUGUAUCCACUUGGGCAGCACAGCCAUGUUUUGCAGAGGUUGAGUUCCCAGAAUCCAACUUUGUUGAUCAAAUUGAGUUGUUGUUAAAAGAUCCUGAAGAGAAAGAGAAGUUCUUCCAGGAUGUUUUUCCUACCGAUUUUGGACCUGAAUAUGAUGGCGCUCUACAGGUGCUAAUGAUGGAUUUUUUAUCCAGACUGGAGAAGCUCCUUCCAGUACCAGACAUUCAGCAGACUGCAUCCAUGCUGAGUGCUGUCCCAUCUGCUCUAGAAGAAUGUGUGCACUCUGUUCCUGACCCCCAGCACUUGAAAACUGUCCUCCUGUACCACACAACACUAGGGCAUUUGGAUUUAUCAGAUGACACUCAGACCAUUCCAUCCUCCUUUGGAAACUGCAUCCUUUCCUCCUUGUCUCUCCCUCAACUGGAGAAAGUUGUAAUAGAUGCAGACCAAAUACAGCUACAGCCUCCCUCACAUCAGAUGGAAGGCUGCAUGACUGUACAGGUAGAGGGGCAAACUGUGACGCUGUUGGACUACAUUCAGAUUGAACAGCCUUCAGGUUUAGAUGAACCUGAUGAUCAGGAUGAAUCUGUAAAUGAUGAGGAAACUGUGGAUGAUAAGCUAGAUGAGGGAGAAGAUGUCAAUGACACUUUAAAACCAGCUGCUUUUCAGCCCCUGAAACAAAGCAAAAGGCUGCAGUUAAAGAAAAACGACAGUUCACCGACGGGUAAGAGACAAAGAAAGAAAUAUCCUAAUAACAAGACAUGUCCUGUCUGCAACAAGACUUUCCUGCGGGCUGCAGCUAUGAGACGACACCUUGAAAUUCAUUCUGAAAAUCGGGAUCUCAAGUACAAGUGCGACAACUGUGACAAACGAUUCAGGGACCAGUAUGACAUGAACCGGCACAAUAUGCGUGUUCAUGAAAAGGAAGAGAUGAAUAGCCCCCCUAAAACAGAGGAUUCACAUGAUCCUAGCACUUCAGAAAACAAAAAUUGCAUUCUGUGUGGGAAAUAUUUUGCCCGUUGUGUAGACAUGGAGCGACACAUGAAGUCUCACUCUGAGGACCGCCCAUAUAAAUGUCCUUUCUGUGAAAAGAAAUUUAAGAAUCCUUAUGUUUUAAAGCGACAUCAGAGUAAAAUAUGCAAAUGCAGAGAGUUGAAAAAACCUGCCAUUGCUUCUAAGAAGAGAGAGAUGCAACGUUCGAAUCCACAGCCACCUUGUGAGGGAUCGGCAGAAGGCAAAAUCUGUCCCAUCUGCAGCAGGAUCCUGCCAUGCACUGCAGAUAUUGCCAAGCAUUUAAGAUCACACACUGAGGAGCGUCCAUUUAUUUGUGUCACUUGUGAAAAGGGUUUUAAAUACAAGGAUACUUUAAAAAAGCAUCAGAUCAUUCAUGGUCACGAGGGGAUCCGGGAAGAAGAAACCAAGACAGUGGAACAGAUUUUGGCGGAGGCUGACAUUCUAAAUUGUGCCGAUGCCAGCAACCUUGAUCAAAAAGAAAAUAAUCCUGAGGCACCUGCUGAGGCUCCUCAGGAGCCCUGCUCUGCCUCUCCGCCAAAAGUAAGUAAAAAAGCACUUAAAGUAUGUCCUGUAUGUUCUAGGGCAUUUGAUAGUGUAAAAACUUUCAACAGACACAUACAGUGUCACACAGAGGAUCGGCCAUACCAUUGUGUCCAUUGUAAGAAGCGUUUUAAACAUAUGCAUGGACUAAAGAGACACCAAAUUUAUGCCAUUUGUCAUAAGAAAAUAGCACGAUUCUCCUGGAAGAAAGAGCCCAGAGCAGGGACCAGUCAAGCAGAUGGUACCAGUGCUGACUCUCAACAGGGCCAACCAUUCAAGAUACCUGUGUGGUGCUCAAACUGUGGAAAACACUUUGAGUACUUGUCUGCUUUGAAGGAGCAUCAGGAAAACGUGUGUAAAGUGGAAGUGAGGGAGAUUAUGAAAUGUGAUGACUGUGGGAAAGAAUUCAAGAGCAUGACAAUGCUCAAAGUACAUCAGAGGAUUCACGAUCCACUUUACUGCAAAGAAUGUGGAAAGAUUCUUGCAAAUGAAGCUGCUUUUGAGCGGCACAAGCUAAUGCACAGACCAAUGCAGUGCACCAUGUGUGAUAAAACAUUCACCUUACUGAGACGUUUGAGGGAACACUACGAAAAGCAGCACAACUUUACAGGACCAUACCCUUGUUCUCAAUGUGACAAAACCUUUAUGCAGCUGUCCUACUUGGCCAUUCAUGGAAGAAUCCACAAAGGGGAGUUUCCUUACAUGUGUAAUAUGUGCCCAGAGAAGUUCAGGUCAUCCAACUGUCUGACGGUGCAUCAAAGGAAACACACCGGGGAGAAGCCCUUUUUGUGUUGGCAGUGUGGGAAGUGCUACCGCUCGGCCUCAGAGCUCACAGUGCACAUGGGAACUCACUCUGAGGAGAGACCCUGGGCAUGCACACAGUGUGACAUGGCUUACCGUACAAAGCUACAGCUGACAAACCAUGUUGAACAAGUCCACAUCGGCGUCAGGUAUCCCUGCAACAGCUGUGGAAAGCAGUUCAUGAAGGAGACGUCUCUGAAGAGGCAUGAGCUCAUCCACACAGGUGAGAGGCCGCACCAGUGCACCGUCUGUGGAAAGACCUUCCUGACUGCCAACGAGCUGAGACUUCAUAACAGAUACCACACCGGGGAGCGCCCCUACAAAUGUGAAGUGUGUGGAAAAGCGUUCAUCCAGUCGGGAUAUCUGAAGUCACACAUGCGUAUUCAUACAGGAGAGAAGCCAUUUAAAUGUGAUGUAUGUGAUAAAGGCUUCAGGUUGUCCUAUCAUAUGAAGAAACACAGACGGACACACAGUGGAAAGCCAAAGACCUAUAUGUGUGAGGAGUGUGGGAUAGCAUUCCUCCAAAAAAAGUCCCUUUGGGAACACUCACUUACUCACAAUGUGAAAAUGGAACCAACAUUCACUGAUGAAGUGAGAAUAGAAUUUCAGUGAAAUCCUUGUGUAUUAAUUCAGGUGGUUUUCUUUAAAUUAUUUUCAGGAUAAGUUUCCGCGUUGUCUAAAUCCUUCCCAGUACUUAAUUUGCUGUUUAACUUGAUUUUGGCCAAUGUGUACAUUGGUAUUUGUUUUCUCUUAUUGUGUUUCUCUGCUAUUUCUGUUGAAGGAAUAUUGCUUAUGCUUUGCAGCAUGUAAAUACUCAUAUAAUUAUAUAGGAAUUCAGGUUUUCUUUUUUCCCCCUUUUUUUUUUUUUUUUUUUAAAUAAAUGAACUGAUGUCAUUUCUGGAUGUAUUUUUGGUUGUCAUUUUAAUGUAAUAUUACAUAAUGAGACUAAAUGCAAAAUGUUACAUUGCAGUUAUUUUAUACUGCAGAUGCAAAGAGUAACUGUGAGAAAAGUGAUGUUUGCAUGAUGUGGUUUAUACUGUGAUUUUUUUUUUUUUUUUUUUGCCAUAGGUAGAGCUGCACAGUUAAUGAAAUUCCAUUGUCACUAAUAGACAGCAUUUUUAAGGUCCACUGUGUGUAUGGUCAUUUGGAUGUAAUGACAGAGCAGAGAAGUACUGUGUAAAAUAUGCAAAGUUAAAGGCACUCCUUUUUUUUUUUUUUGAAAAGUUUUGUAUUUUUAUAGGGAUGUAAGAAAUCAAACUGAAAUAAACAUUU
Messenger RNA from Sphaeramia orbicularis (orbiculate cardinalfish), 4207 nucleotides. RefSeq names its product zinc finger protein 14-like. The transcript is spliced from 7 exons. The record is from RefSeq and is a predicted model, not a curated record. The coding region runs from base 272 to 3547 and encodes 1091 amino acids. Lineage: Eukaryota; Metazoa; Chordata; Actinopteri; Kurtiformes; Apogonidae.